AUGGGCUGGCUGGAUCGAAUACCACGGGCGGGCAACCUGUACAUUGGCGGCCAAAGGGCGCUCUUCCAGACCAACCUUGUCAAGGAGGCUGGCAUCACGCACGUCGUCUCGGUCAUUGACUAUGACGUGGACGCGAGGCAGCUCGAAAGGAUGAAGCAGCUGCACAUUGACGCAGAAGAUGUGCCUGGGGAGAACCUGCUUUGCUAUUUCAACACCACGACGACAUUUAUUGAUGACGCGCUCGAAAGCGGAGGUGCCGUGUUUAUUCACUGCGCCAUGGGAAAGUCUCGGUCCGCGACGAUUGCUUGCGCGUACUUGAUGUGGAAAUAUGGGAUCUCGCCGUCAGAGGCGCUGGCCCAGGUCUGUGAGGGGAGACCAGUCUGUCAGCCAAACAUUGGCUUCAUGGAGCAAUUAUCGGUAUAUCACCAAAUACUGGGGGAAGACGACGACAAAAUUCGAGACAAAAUCAUAGAAGAAUGGGAAAAGACGCGGUUUCAGGGCAAAGUAUGGGAGUGGGAUUCGAGGACGCUGGUGACUGGGAAGUCAAAGCUCUAG
Molecule: messenger RNA, 555 nt
Organism: Pestalotiopsis fici W106-1
Lineage: Eukaryota; Fungi; Ascomycota; Sordariomycetes; Amphisphaeriales; Sporocadaceae
Exons: 1
Coding region: 1-555 (184 amino acids)
Biological process (GO): regulation of MAP kinase activity; protein dephosphorylation
Cellular component (GO): cytoplasm
Molecular function (GO): JUN kinase phosphatase activity
Source: RefSeq, a predicted model, not a curated record